GUACUCGCUCAGUCGCUUACAAAUAGCCAUGUUGCACCGUGAACCUUCCAUCUCAUUCAGACAUGGAGCCGUUCUUUUUGUUCAUAGAGCUGGCCCUUGUUCUCUGCUUCCUCACCCUCUACUACCGCCACUUGCAAUCGAAGAAAACGAGUCCUUUGGAGCCGACCGAAUGGCCAAUAGUCGGGCAUCUCCCCGGCUUGGUCGCCAACAUCCAUCACUUCCACGACUGGGCCACCGGCGUCCUCACCGGCGCGGGCUGCAACUUCGAAGCACGCGGAGGCCGCACCGGCCUGCGCUACUUCAUCACCUGCGACCCCUCCAACGUGCGCCACAUCUUCACGUCCAACUUCGCCAACUACCCUAAAGGCGAAGAGUACGCCGUGAUCUUCGACGUCCUUGGCGGCGGCAUCUUCAACGCCGACGGGGAGUCGUGGCGGCGGCAGCGGGUGAUGGCCCAGAUGCUCAUGACCGGCCCUCGGUUCCGAGCCUUCACGGCGCGGUGCAGUCGCGACAAGGUGGAGCGGAGCCUCCUGCCUUUCCUCGCCCACCACGCCGCCGACGAGGGAAGCAGCAGGCCGCCGUGCGACCUGCACGACGUGUUCCUGAGGCUGACGUUCGACAUGACAUGCAGUCUCGUCUUCGGCGUCGACCCUGGGUGCCUGGCGGUCGGCUUGCCCGUCGUCCCCUUCGCGCGCGCGAUGGACGACGCGCUGGAGACGCUUUUCCUCCGGCACAUCACCCCCGUGGCGUACUGGAAGCUGAUGAACGUGCUGGAGGUAGGGCAGGAGAAGAAGAUGGCCGCGGCUCGGAGGACGAUCGACAGCUUCGUCGCCGCCACCGUCGCAAAACGCAGGGCCGACAAGCUCAAAGAAUGCGAAGGCGUCAGCAAUUCGUUUGACCUGCUGUCAUCCUUCAUCUGUCACGAGGACUCGAGUAGUGGUGCAAAUGACGAUGUGUUCUUACGUGACACGACGGUGAACCUCCUGCUCGCCGGCCGCGACACCACGGGCGCGGCGCUGUCGUGGUUCUUCUACCUCAUCUCCAAGAACCCUCGCGUCGAGCAGAAACUACUGGACGAGCUCGCGCCCAUCGCUUCACGGCGGCGGAAAGGUGCAGAUGAUGAUGCUGCAGACACGGCGGCGGCCAGCGGCUGCAUGGUGACCUUCGACGCGAACGAGCUCGGCAGCCUGGUUUACCUGCACGCCGCGCUGAGCGAGUGCUUGAGGCUGUACCCGUCCGUGCCUUUCGAGCACAAGGUCGCGGCGGCCGCCGACGUUCUGCCGAGCGGGCAGGAGUUGAAGGCAGGAGACAAGGUACUGGUGUUCAACUACUCCAUGGGCAGGAUGAAGGGCGUAUGGGGCAAGGACUGCAUGGAGUUCCGGCCGGAGAGAUGGCUCAACGAGGAAGGGACCAAGCUUCGGUACGAGCCGUCCUACAAGUUCAUCUCCUUCAACGCCGGGCCACGGACGUGCCUCGGCAAGGAGAUGGCGUUCGUGCAGAUGAAGACCGUGGCGGCGGCCGUGCUGUGGAACUUCGCCGUCGAGGUGGUGCCCGGCCACGUCGUGGAGCCGAAGCUGUCCAUCAUACUUCACAUGAAGAAUGGGCUUGCCGUCAAGGUUAGGAGAAGGGAUGGGACGGCGGCUCCGUCGUCGUGCGUCACGGCUUGCAUCUGAGUUCUGACUGACAUCAGUGCGUCUCGCUCGCCUACGUUACGUGGUUUCUUAGUCGAUUUGUUAUAUCCGGCUGGAAUCUACCAACACGUUGUGUGACACGUCUCAAUAUGCAUGUGCCCGUACGUGGCAUAUAUGGUGUCUUCUUGCACACUAGCUAGCGGAACAAUUAAUGGGUCUUCCAUGCAUGUGCACCAGCAUAGUGCAUACUAGUAUACUAUAGGUAUAGUUUUUCAUUCAUAUGUGGCGUGUGAUUGUACGUACGUUUUCUACUUCUCCGGCAGUUCCCAUUAAAGCUAGCAUGCUACUUUCUCGUCCGUUUGUUCCCAAUUAUAACUCAGAUUUGACUUCUUAA
Molecule: messenger RNA, 2025 nt
Organism: Sorghum bicolor (sorghum)
Lineage: Eukaryota; Viridiplantae; Streptophyta; Magnoliopsida; Poales; Poaceae
Product: noroxomaritidine synthase
Exons: 1
Coding region: 63-1673 (536 amino acids)
Molecular function (GO): heme binding; monooxygenase activity; iron ion binding
Source: RefSeq, a predicted model, not a curated record